AUGGAGCCCUGCCCAGGUGGGAAUGGAUGUGCCCACAUCUGUCAGAGUGAGAAUGGAGUGGCCAGGUGUGCCUGUCACCCAGGCUACCUGCUGUCUGGAGACAAAAAGGCCUGUAGAGACAUAAACGAGUGUGCUGAAGGGCUUGCUCACUGUGGCCAUCGCUGUGUGAACACGGUGGGAUCUUUUACUUGUGCUUGCCACCCUCGCUUUGAACUGGGAGCUGAUGGAAAACAGUGUUACAGGAUUGAAUUGGAAAUUGUCAAUAGCUGUGAAAGGAACAAUGGUGGUUGUUCCCAUCACUGUGAACAUGUACUUGGUGGGCCCUGUUGUUCCUGUAACCAUGGAUACCAGCUUGAUUCAGAUGAGAAAACAUGCAUAGACCUUGAUGCAUGUGAGAGUGGAGAAGCCUGCUGUGCCCAGCUCUGCAUCAACUAUUCAGGAGGCUAUGAAUGCGCUUGUCAGGAGGGCUUUCAGAUCACUUCUGUUGGUUGUGGCUGUGAUGCUUUAGAUGAUGAGGAGCUAGAGGAAGAAGAAGAGGAAGCAGAAGUUGUGAGGUCUCUAGGCCUUCUAUUCCAGAGCCCACCUCAACUGCUUCAUCAUGUUGCUGCUUCUUUGCCUCCCACCUACGAAGAUGAGGAGGAAGAGGAAAAAGAUAUUUGAGGAGAACUCACUGCUUUGCACAAAGUUGUCUGUUUAGAUCACAGCUUCGGAUAUGACUGCAGUUUGAGCGGCGAGGACUGCACGAAUGGAGGCAGAUGCCAGGAAGGGAAGAGUGGGUGCUCCUGCCCCGCUGGCUGGGGUGGCGUUCUAUAUAAUGAAACUGGUUCCCCAGAGACCAGUGGGAAAGAGUGUGGCAGCACCUGUGAUUGUCGGAACGGAGGCACCUGUGAUCCUUUGACUGGGCAUUGCCGGUGCCCCCCAGGGGUACAUGGGAAAACCUGUGAAGAUGGCUGUCCCAAGGGGGCCUUCGGAUCUGGCCGCUCUGCACAAUGUCAGUGUGUGGAGGAGAACACCCUGGAAUGCAGUGCCAAAAAUGACAGUUGCACCUGCAAAUCUGGUUACCAAGGCAACAGAUGCCAGAAAGCCUGCCCUGACAGCCUCUGGGGACCAGAGUGCCAGUUCUCCUGCGGACCUUGUGAGAAUGGAGGUCAGCGCAACAAAAAAACUGGCAACUGUGAUUGUCCUCCUGGUUAUGUGGGGAAGGCCUGUACCGUACUGAUGCUGGUAUUUGUGGACUGGGCCAUGGAAACACAUGUGACGGUGGUUCAAAGUAGUAAUAACUGUGACCUCUCCCACUGUCGCCUCUGUCUCCAUGAAGAGGGGUUCAUGUGA
Messenger RNA from Ceratotherium simum simum (southern white rhinoceros), 1332 nucleotides. NCBI's taxonomy places the organism in Eukaryota, Metazoa, Chordata, Mammalia, Perissodactyla, Rhinocerotidae. The record is from RefSeq and is a predicted model, not a curated record.